This is a messenger RNA of Leptopilina boulardi, 2256 nucleotides long. Its product is annotated as putative protein MSS51 homolog, mitochondrial. Lineage: Eukaryota; Metazoa; Arthropoda; Insecta; Hymenoptera; Figitidae. The transcript is spliced from 2 exons. Gene Ontology annotation, cellular component: extrinsic component of mitochondrial inner membrane. The record is from RefSeq and is a predicted model, not a curated record. Bases 128 to 1549 code for a protein of 473 amino acids.
CAUUGGUUUGAGGGAAAGUCCAUCUUGAUUUAACCAAAAAAAAAAAGUUUGCGUUUUAUCUUGUAGUAGUUUCUUCGGUUUCUUUUUAAAAACUUAACAAAUAAAAUUGAAAAAAUUAUAAACAAAAAUGGAUUAUCUUCAGAAACUAUGUUCUGAAUCUGUCGACAUUGAAAAUCAUGACGAAAGUAUAAUAGAAAGUUCACAUGAAUUUUACUUUCCCAAUAUGUGUCAUAUUUGUCGUUGUUUUGGUGAAGAAGCUAAUAUUAAUCUAAAAAGAUGUGGUGCUUGUCAAAUGAUAUCCUAUUGUUGUAAAGAUCAUCAAAUAAAAGAUUGGUCAUCACAUAAACAAUUUUGCAAAGUAAUAUGCCAGAUAAAAAAAGAAUGGAAGGUUAAUAAUGUAUUUCAAUCACUAAAAAGCAUUGCUCAAAAAAAGGCAUUAAUCUAUUUGGAAGAUGAUGUUGAUAAACAAAAAUACCAUCUUUCACUUAAUAAUUUAAAUAUGCGUUUGGUAAUAGAAACUGUUACAUUACUACGGAGAAAAUUAACAAAAAUUGAAUUUCAAAUGAUUUCAUUUCCAAGAAUUUGUACCGUUUGUUAUGAAAGUAAUUCUGAUCUUCUUAUAAAUUGCAAAAAAUGUCCUUUAUCAAGCUUUUGUAAGGAUCAUUUAAAUUAUUCUAAUCAUGAAAGUGAAUGUAAAAAAAAUAUCGCUUGUUUUAAUACAGUGAGAAGUAUAUUUUAUCGUUUAAAAUCAUUUACACUAUUUGAUAAGAUGAUGAUUGAUUCUCCUUAUUAUAAUGCCACAAAGAAAUUGCCCUCUUCAAUGUUAGAAUUUAUUGAAAUGCGCUCGUCAACAGAUUUAACUCAAUUUGGAAAAAGUGAUGUAAUAAAUGUUUCAGAAGACAUUAAAUCGACAAUAUUUAAACGUUUAUUAUCAGAUCGAUUUUCAAGAGGAUUUACAACACUUUUUGCCAUUGAGAAAUUGUCUCUUAAUAAUUUACAAUCAAUGGUAAUACACAUCGUUGGAUCAAAUAUAGGUGAAACAAUUGUCACCGAUUGGGAAGUGAUAUUACAUUUUUUGCCAAAUUUGCAAAAAUUACAAUUGAUUUUUAUUGGUCCUGAUGUGUUCUCAAAUUCGAAAGAAACAAAAAUAGUUUGUAAUCUCUGCAAAAUGGAAAAUAAAAAAUUAAUAUUUGAGACAAGAAAAACAUUGUAUCAUGAUUAUUGUAGAGAAGAGAGUUUUUUAAAACCUGAUUUGAUUGCCUGUUUUGAUCCAGGUUUUCACGUUUACAAAACAUGGAAGAAAUCUAUAAAAGUUUUAAAUAAAGGACAAUGUCCUUUAUUAGUAACAGCUAUACACAAUGUUGAAGCGUGUAUUGAUAAAUGUUACAUUGAUUCUGAAUAUCCUUCUGCAAAAUGUAUUUUUAACGAUAAUAAUCCUUUUGCUUAUAUUUGUUAUCAAAGGCAGGAUAUUUACUAUCCUAUAGCUGCAAAUAAUCAAUGUUUGUAUAUCUAUGAAUCUCUUGACAAGAAAAAUAAAACCACCAAGUGAUAUGAAAUUUUUCUCUUCAUCAUCAUUUUUACAUGAUUGGGUUGCAGACUUCAAUUUUCACAUGAUCUUAAAAAAAAGUGAUGAAUAUUCUUUUAAUUGAAAUAACUGCGUUUUGUUCGUCUUCUUCAUUGUUUUUUAUUCGCAUUUGACUAAAGUCUAAAGAUAUAUUGUUUAUGUUCGUUACAAGUAUGAUUUUAAAUAAUAAUAAUACAAUAAAAAUAAAAAAAAAAAAAAUUUUACAUGUUCAUUUAAACUGUUAUUAAUAACACAAUAUGAAUACAUAAUGUAAAAUUCACAAUUAAAUAUGUAGUACCUAUUUAAAUAUUUUCUAAAAAAAAAAAAUAUUUUAUAACUUGAUAACAGUUUAUGUGCCAAUGUCUACGAGUCGUACAAUUUUAAGCGUUUUUGUACAUCUACAAAGGGUGUCAAUAAAAAUUACUUUUAAAUAGUAAUUUAAAUGUUAUUAAAUGUACUUAUACAGAGGAAAAGUUUAAUUAUUUAUGAAUGAUUCAAUGUUAUUCAACGAAAAUCAUCGCCGAGGACUGUAAAAAAUAAAAUAUUUUCCAAAAAUUAUUUUGUGAGUAUCAAUAUUACGAAAUUAAAAGAAAAUUAUUAAAACUAUUCUUAUCUAUUGUGAAAUAUUGAAUAUUUAAAGAGUAAGAGAUGCUGAAAAGUUGGUAAAAAAAUAUUUAUGAAAAAAGAAUUUA